Molecule: messenger RNA, 1746 nt
Organism: Eruca vesicaria subsp. sativa (arugula)
Lineage: Eukaryota; Viridiplantae; Streptophyta; Magnoliopsida; Brassicales; Brassicaceae
Source: the annotation of a GenBank genome assembly
CCCCCGUUUCAGGACCUCCACCGUCCUGCUACCUCUUCUUAGGGUUUCUUUCGCCGUGUCGGAGAUCUCUCCUUCUCUGUCGAUAGAGGUUAACUGAAAGUAGAACAAGUAGUCACUGUAAUUAAGUUUGGUUACACGCAAGUUCAAAGAUGUCUGUCACAGCAGGAGUGAGUGAAGCUGCACUAGCCACAAGAGCUAAACUCCGAGGUGGGAUUGGACAGACUAAAGUGAAAAGAUACUGGCCUGGUAAAGCUCCCGAGUGGGCCGAUGAAGCCGACGAAGAUGAGGAUGUUAGGAUGCACAAGGCUGAUGUUUUGGAUAGAAAGCAUGAAGAUUUAGGAGUUGCUAGGAAAGACGACCCCAGGCUGCGUCGUUUAGCUCAGACCAGAGCUGAAAACCGUGAGGAAGUUAGAGCCGAUCAUCGCCGUGUCAGACAAGCUGAGAUUAUAUCUACAGAAGAAGAAGAGUUGAGGAAUCAAGACGAGGAAGAAGAUGAAGAUGCGUUGGAAGAAAGAAGGAGAAGGAUCAGAGAGAAGAAUCUCAAAAGAGCUCAGGAAGAGGCUGAUUUACUUCCUGUGGAGGAAGAAGACGAGGUUGAAGAUGAAGACGAGGAGGAAGAGGAGUCUGAGUACGAGACUGAUUCUGAAGAUGACAUGCCUGGUAUCACCAUGAUCAAGCCUGUUUUUGUACCGAAAGCUGAGAGAGAUACGGUUGCAGAGCGUGAAAGGCUUGAAGCUGAGGAGCAAGCUCUCGAGGAGUUAGCAAAGAGGAAGCUCGAGAUGAGGAAGAUAGAGACGAAGCAGAUUGUGGUUGAGGAAGUUAGGAAAGACGAGGAGAUACGUAAGAACAUGUUAUUGCAAGAAGCGAAUAUUGGAGAUGUGGAGACUGAUGAUGAGAUCAACGAAGCUGAGGAGUAUGAAGUGUGGAAGACGAGAGAGAUCGCUAGGAUCAAGAGAGAGCGUGAUGCAAAGGAAGCUAUGUUGAGAGAGAGGGAAGAGAUAGAGAAGCUGAGGAACAUGACGGAGCAGGAGAGGAGAGAGUGGGAGAGGAAGAAUCCGAAACCUUCAUCAACUCAACCGAAAAAGAAAUGGAACUUCAUGCAGAAGUAUUAUCACAAGGGAGCUUUCUUCCAAGCAGAUCCUGAUGAUGAGGCAGGAUCCGUGGGAACUGAUGGUAUAUUUCAGAGAGACUUCUCUGCUCCAACGGGAGAAGAUAGGUUGGAUAAAUCGAUUCUGCCCAAGGUUAUGCAAGUCAAGCACUUUGGUCGUAGUGGAAGAACUAAAUGGACUCACCUUGUUAAUGAGGAUACAACAGAUUGGAGUAACCCGUGGACUUCUAAUGAUCCUCUACGCGAGAAAUACAACAAGAAAAUGGCGGGCAUGAAUGCUCCUAUUGAAAAACCAAAGGGGAGCAAGAAGAUGAAAGAUUGGGAGAAAUAAACAGCAUCAAGAUCUGAUUCGAGUUUAAGCCAAAAAAACUUAAACAAAGUGGUAUGUUCUAGUAAAAAGGAACAUCUUAUACUCUGAUAUCUCUGAGAACUCUAUCUUAACCGCAGAUAUUUAAUAAUGUUUGCUUUGUUACUGCCGUAAGCUUGUGGACAAGAGACAUAUGGUCUUAGCAGCGUCUGUUGUAUCGUUUCAAUCAAGAUACAUUUAUGUUUUUGCUUGUAUCAUUUAUAUUUACAUUUUUUUUAUACUAAGUUAGGUUUGAUAAACACAAGCACACUUGAACAGAAAUCAAAACAGC